AUGUCUCCACUUGCUGACAUCCGGGUGGGAAACUCUCGGCACAUCUUGUACUACCUAGAGGAUCAGCUGGCAGUCUUGGACAGAGCCAACACAUGGUACCUGGACAGCACCUUCAAGAUUACCAAGCGUCCCUUCCAGCAGUUGUUCAGUGUCCACGCAUUCGUUAAGGGGGACAGCGGCCAGCAGAAACAAGUUCCUUUGGCAUUUUUCAUGAUGUCUAGUCGCACCAAACGUGACUACAAGAAGGUCUUGAAGCGCCUGAAGAAGACGCUACCAUCCAGCGGGUCCAGGGUGGAAGAGAUGGUUGUUGACUUCGAAUCAGGGAUGUGGUCGGCCAUCCGUCUUGUCUUUCCUGAGGUGCAUGUGAGAGGGUGCCUGUUUCAUUGGAAUCAAGCGGUUUGGCGCCAUUGUCAACAAUUUGGUCUCGUCAUCCCGUUCAACACCGAUGUCUCCUUCAGGCAGUAUAUCAAGAAAUUGAUGGCCCUGCCGUUCUUGCCUCACGAACAUAUCCCCAGGGCGUUUUACAAGUUGCAGGAACGAACAAACUCACCACCCUUGAUCCAGCUGUGUGAGUACAUCGAGUCAACAUGGAUCAUCAGCACCAAGUGGGCACCCUCCAGCUGGACCGUCUUCCUGCAAAGUACGCGCACCAACAACGACGUCGAAGGGUGGCACCGGCGCAUCAACUUCAAGGCCGGCCGACACGGACUCCACUUCUACAAGCUUGUUCACCUGCUCCACCGAGAGGCGUCACUAGUCAGCGUUCAGAUGAAGCUCAUCAAGGAAUCCAAGCUAGCAAGAUAACAGCGCAAGCAAUACGUAAGAACUCAAGACAAGGCGUUCAAGUUAUGUGACGCCUACCAAGGCGGACGACUUACAACAUCCAGCCUCCUGUCUGCUUGCAGUCAUCUCAACAGUCCAUCUGCCUGAACCCGGUAAAGACAAGUCACCCCCC
Molecule: messenger RNA, 955 nt
Organism: Patiria miniata (bat star)
Lineage: Eukaryota; Metazoa; Echinodermata; Asteroidea; Valvatida; Asterinidae
Exons: 2
Coding region: 1-804 (267 amino acids)
Biological process (GO): DNA transposition
Molecular function (GO): transposase activity; DNA binding
Source: RefSeq, a predicted model, not a curated record